This is a messenger RNA of Mauremys mutica (yellowpond turtle), 1199 nucleotides long. Its product is annotated as olfactory receptor 52E4-like. Gene Ontology annotation, cellular component: membrane. NCBI's taxonomy places the organism in Eukaryota, Metazoa, Chordata, Testudines, Geoemydidae. The record is from RefSeq and is a predicted model, not a curated record. Gene Ontology annotation, molecular function: G protein-coupled receptor activity; olfactory receptor activity. Gene Ontology annotation, biological process: G protein-coupled receptor signaling pathway. The coding region runs from base 195 to 1199 and encodes 334 amino acids. The transcript has 2 exons.
CUCUCCAGUAUAUUCCAAGAAUGUGUUGGAUAAUCUGUGCGCUGGUGUAGACAGCAUGAGAUGAAUUCUUCCAUCGACCUAGCUACCACCUCUCGGGGAUUACCUGUGCUGAGGGGAGAACCCUUCCAUCUGUGGCAUUUCUACUGCGACCCUCACCCGAGAUCCUGGGAACACACAGAAAGUCAGGAGAGCAUAUGCUAAAUGCAGAAGACACCUUAUGCCUCAGAGUUGGACAUUUUCUCCCCUACACCAUGUCAGAUUCUAACAGAACCGACUUCACCAAUCCCUCCAGCUUCAUCCUGCUUGGCAUUCCUGGCCUGGAGGCUGCCCAUAUCUGGAUCUCCAUUCCCUUCUGUGCUAUGUACGCCAUAGCUGUGUUGGGAAACUUCACCAUCUUGUACAUUGUGAAGAGGGAGCCGAGCCUCCAUGGGCCCAUGUUCUAUUUCCUCUGCAUGUUGGCCGUCAGCGACCUGGUAUUGUCCACAUCCACCCUACCCAAACUGCUGAGCAUCUUCUGGUUCAAUUCCAGGGAGAUCAGUUUCAGUGCCUGCCUCACCCAGAUGUACUUCGUUCACUCCCUCUCAGGGAUGGAGUCUGGAAUCCUCGUGGCCAUGGCUUUUGAUCGCUACGUGGCCGUCUGCCAUCCCCUGAGACAUUCCACCAUCCUGACAAACUCUGUUGUGGUCACAAUAGGCCUGGCCGUGGUGCUGCGCAGUGGCAUACUCGCGUUGCCCUAUCCCUUAUUGGUGAGGCGGUGGCCAUAUUGCAGAACCAACAUCAUCUCCCAUUUCUAUUGUGAGCACAUUGCUGUGGUGAACUUGGCUUGCGCUGACAUAAGCAUCAAUAGUUACUACGGCCUGUUUGAUCUUCUCUCUGUGAUCGGAAUGGAUGCAUUUUUUAUCGCCGUGUCCUAUACUCAGAUCCUCCGGGCCAUCUUCCGCCUCCCCACAAAGGAUGCCCGGCUCAAAACUUUUGGGACCUGCAUCUCUCAUCUUUGUGCCAUCUCAGCUUUCUACAUCCCAGAUUUAUUCUCCUCUCUCAUGCUGCGGUUUGGUCACAAUGUGCCACUGCACUUCCUCGUUCUCAUUGCCAGUGUGUACCAGCUGGUGCCCCCUAUGCUACACCCCAUCAUUUAUGGGGUGAGGACCAAACAGAUCCGGGGCAGGCUGCUCCAGCUCUUUACUCAUAAAGAGACCUAA